CCCCUCUUCCCCUUCUUUCGUCAAUGGAAGUGUAGGUGUAAAUGAGUUCGGGGGAAGCAGGUACAGCACAUGGUCUCUUUAUGCUUUGCGCCUUGGUGCCUCUCUUUCUCUCUCUCCUUUUGGGAAUGGUCAACAGGAGAGGAAGGGGACGGAGAUUUAAUGCACUAAUUACGAUGACUGGAAGUUCGUCUUGAAACUCUUCCCCCUCGAGUCAUGACGGAUGAUCACCAGUUUGGGGUGUGGGGGGAAAUGGGGGGAAGGG
Aspergillus aculeatinus CBS 121060 is the source of this 262-nucleotide messenger RNA. RefSeq lists its product as uncharacterized. The transcript has a single exon. The coding region runs from base 42 to 194 and encodes 50 amino acids. The record is from RefSeq and is a predicted model, not a curated record. Lineage: Eukaryota; Fungi; Ascomycota; Eurotiomycetes; Eurotiales; Aspergillaceae.